Messenger RNA from Trematomus bernacchii (emerald rockcod), 2104 nucleotides. It is a transcript of the gene ska3, whose product is annotated as spindle and kinetochore associated complex subunit 3. The record is from RefSeq and is a predicted model, not a curated record. The coding region runs from base 146 to 1924 and encodes 592 amino acids. NCBI's taxonomy places the organism in Eukaryota, Metazoa, Chordata, Actinopteri, Perciformes, Nototheniidae. The transcript is spliced from 11 exons. Gene Ontology annotation, biological process: chromosome segregation; mitotic cell cycle. Gene Ontology annotation, cellular component: outer kinetochore; spindle microtubule.
UAAAAGGAGACUUCCGCUUGAAAAGGCGCUAACAUUUAAAAGUUGCUCCUGCUCAAAGAGAAAAAGGUAAACAAACGGCCCUUUCGGUGAAGUAAAUGUUAUAAUUAUUCUACAUUUUGCAACAUUUCAGACUUGUUAUCAGAAAAUGAACCCCACGGUUCCGUUCUUUGCUAAGCUGAAGAAGCUGGUGGUGACUUUAGAGUCAGAAACUGUUCAACUCCAGCACGACUUUGAACACCGAAACAACGACGACGACGACGAUGACAGCGAAACUACAGCCAGAGCAAUGAGAACAUAUCACCAAAUGAACUGUGAAGUCGGAAACCUAAAGGGGCAGAUCCAGGGUCAGAUUGCUCAGCUGAAAGCACGGGAGAAUGAUGUGGACAGCUUUAUUAAGGCCAGCAGAGUGAUGCAGCAAAAAGUGACUAAGGACAUCCAGGCACUUAAGGGACACUGGGAGAAAUACGGUUACCAAGCUCCACGUGACACCCAGAGAGCGAGCAAGGCUAACGGACAGCAGUCAGAGGCUGCAGGUGAAGAAUCAGAGGACAAUGAAGCAGGAGAAGAAGAAGGGGAAUGCCAGGAGGAGGCUGAAGGCAGUCCCUCCUCAUCGCCUCAGACGGCCAAACCGCCGGCCUUCACUGACGUUAUGCGAACACCACAGUUGUCUGACUUCGGCCUCUCUGAGAUGCAGCUGAAGAAAACGUUCGCUGGUUUCUCUGAAGUGCCCCCCAUGCCUGAGAUGAGCCUGCCUCACCCCUCAUUCUACAAGCCUGCACCGCCACCACCAAUGGCCUUUACCCCCAAAUGUGCCCUGCGGAUGGAUGAUGAAGAUCUGCGGACGCCUCAGCUGUCUGACUUUGGCAUUACAGAGCACACCAUGUGUCUGAACAACGACUUCACUAUGGAUCUGUUCAAGAAGAAAGUUGAAAAGCCCCAAAGACCAUCACAAGACCGGCCUGAACCCCCAGUUAACGCUUUAAUGGAGAGUUUGAACACACAAGCACACAACCUGGAGUCCCCAGAGCCUCCUGUGUUUUGCACUCCAGGGCUCAAGAUCAGAAAGACAAACGUUCACUGCUCCUCGAACGAUCCCCCAGAAUCCCCCUGUCGCCUUGGAAACCUACCUACUACCCCAGAGGUCCCAGCCUUUCUGACUCCAUAUAUGAACUGCCUGGUCAGCUCUAAAAAGAGUGCACGGCGGCCUGGGAACUCUGAGGAGGAUUCCCACUUUCAUACCGGAGCAAUCGGAUCCAAACGCCCCUGGGAAUACGACGUGCCGAAGAUAAGCAUCAUGGGUGCGGAGGACAUGGAGAUGCCGGAGAUGCCAGAGAUGCCAAACCUGGAGUCUAUUUUGGGAAAUUCCCUACAGAAAAGAAGUGAAAAAAUGCUGAGGAAGACUUUCAACAUAAAAAAGGAGAACAAGGAGCCCACUGUCAACAGUCUGGAUCUGGACGGCCCCACCCAGAACUUCAGCUUUGGGACCCCCAGCAUCAGGAUGGACUACGAAGAGCCCACCACCCCCGAGAUGCCCGACCUGAGCUCUGUGACUCAGGACAUCUGUAAACUUGUGUCCCAGGCUCAGAUGAAGAACCCUACGAUCGCUGUUGUGCACCCAAAUAUCAGGGGGAAAAAUGAUAAAAACAGACUGUCUGCGGUGUCAGAGAGCGAGUUCCAGAGUUUACCAAAGUACAUAAGGCAGGUGACUCUGCACAACCUCAACCAGGUGGUGGAGCACAUCAACACGUUCACAGCAGAGAGUGAAGGAGAACACACAGAGUUUCAGAUGGAAGAGCUGUGCAGGAUUUGCGCGGUGGGAACAAAUACCCCCGUAUUCAUCCUCUGUCUGAUGGAGCUCAAGAGACUGGAGCACAUCGGAGGAGCCAGGAACACCUCUGUGUACAAACUGUGCACACAAAACUAAAGGGCGCUUGGACACAUCAAACUCUGUCCGAUUAGGAGCAAAAAUGUGGAGACGUCCUAGUUACAUCUAUCUUUUAAGCUGAAGAGAUGCUGGUUUCUAGUGUUUUCAUCAAAAUCCUGUACAUUGCAACACUGAUAAAUAUCAAUAAACUAUAUAUUAAAGUAUACACCCUCUCAUGAA